GUCUCAAUGCCAUUGAUCUCAAGGCAGUCAAGCACUAGAGAUUUCAAAUGCCCCUGAAAUGGCAGCAUGAUAAGGGGCUGUGGUUGAAAAUUCAAGGCUAGGGUAUGAAGAAGGUAGCAUUUAUUCCUUAUUUCAGCACUUGCCUUUGCUUGAAUGACAGCUACUGAAGUCACUUGAAAUUUCAUUCUGCUGUUACCAUUCGUAAUUCAACAAUCUGUAAUCUUUUCAGACAACUGGCUGAAGAAAAAUACCAGGAAAAUCUCAGACGAAUGCAGGAGCUCAGAUCCCGUAACUUUCACCAAGUGAAUAUAGAUGUCCUUCAUGAAGCUGAUCAACAGAUUGCAAAGUGUCUGAUUACAUCUCAGCCAGUCACUACAUUGGACUACCUAUCUAUAGGACGUAAUAAGCCAGAAGACAGUGAAACACCAGAAAGACUCUGCAUGUCUGAACCAGUGGAGCAUGGGAUUCCUGAAGAUCCACUCAUUGCAGAAGAGUAUUACAAUGAUGUGUUUGAUUCAUGUUCAGAAACCAGUGAGGAGGAGGAGGAGGAAGUAGUGACAGAAGUGGAAGAGAGGGAUAUGUCACAGACUGUUUGUAGAACAAAUCAGCAGGAAAGCGAUAUUGAGGCGAUGGUCAGUUAUAUGGAGAGCAUCCUAAAUACCAGCUCUUUAGGUUCUGGGACUGUCACCAGCAUGACUCCACUGGAGCCCGGGGGAUCGAGAGCUCUCAACAGCACCAUGGCGGCAACCAAGCUGAGGCGUAUGAGGGAGUCAGCCAUUCAGAAACUGGGACCAGAAAUCUUCGAAAAAGUGUAUAAGUUUCUCAAAGAAGCUAAGCAGGAGAAUGCAAGCGAGGAUGAAAUCAAAGACUACCUGGAAAGAGUGGUGUGUAAGGCAAGUGACUGUUUUGAAGUGGACCAGCUCCUCUAUUUUGAAGACCAGCUGUGCCCUCAAAGAGACUCUGUGCCGCAAAACAGACCUCAGAAUGGCCCCACUGGGAUUCAGAGCGAACAGUCUGAAGAUGGACCCGCUUAUUAUAAGAGGGAUGAGCAGCAGGGAGAUACUGAUGGGAAGGAGAGCUGCCAUUUUGUUCUCUGAUUAUGGGAAAUAAGGAACCUGUUUUCAUCUCCAAAUGAAGCCUUUUCUAAUGAAGAGCUUAUCUGUUGAUUGCUGCAAAAGCAGUAUUAACGCUUGGACCCCAAUCAUGAUUUCCUUGAAAACGGUGGGAUUGUGCUUGUACAUUGCAAUAUAUUUGCAUGCUUGAUUAUCCAUCUGGAGAAGCUAUGAUAUUAAAUACCUUUUGUUUCAUCAUGCUUCAAGCAGAGUGUAAAGACAACCAUGAUACACUGGGAGGCAGGAAAGAAGUUAAGGAGAAAAGUGGGGGGGAGGCCUGCAUCGGAAGUGGUGCAAGGGAGUGUUUCCCCUGCCCCUCCCCCUACUGUAUAAGGAGUAGCCCUGCUGGCUCAGGGAGCAAAUGUGUCAUUGGCCGGCCAUCCUUGAGCUCUGUGCUUGCAGACCCGGAAGUCCAGGCCACCAUGGAGCUGUGCUGACAUCUGGAAUAGACACCAUUGUGCGGGAGGGCAGGUCAGGGCAUUCCUGGGUGCAGAGCCAGCCUUAGUCAGCUUUCAUCCUGGUUUUGUGGCCUGUUGCAAUGUGGCCAUGGCCCUGGACUUGCACCACCCUUUGGAUUGGCAUAAGUCCAUUGGGCUCCAUGGACAGCUUUCUGGGGGCGGGAAGGGUUUUAGCUGUUUUUCCCUUUCACACUCCUCUGGAAAUCCAUUGGAGGUGGUGCAGCACCACCUUCGCUGCAUUGUCACUGUCUGCCAUGCCAAUCUGGAUUGUUCUGUAAGUGUCCUUUGAUUUACUCCCGAUAUACAAAGAUGGAGUAGGGGUAUUCCGUUGCUUAAGUUGUUUUAUAUUGUUUUUAGUAAGCACUAGGGCUGAGCCAAUCAUUCUUCAGGAAACAUUUUCAGGAUGAAAACUGUUCGUUGGCUCUUGAAAGAUCUUUUGAAGCAAGUUUUUUGCGCCAAUCUCUCCAACUUAUAGCCCUAAUUAGCUGCUGCUGUGGCAUUAUUUUUUCUUUAAAAAUAGUCUUUGGUCAAUUACAGCAUAGGCAUUUCCUUCCCUCUGAUGCUGUUACACUUGGUCCAAGUAAUAUCAUCAUCACAUAACCAAAUUUGAUUGGCUUCAUGAAAGCCUAACUUACUGAGCUGUUUUUCAGACCAAAACUUGUGCUAAUGCUGUAACCUGCUGGGACUGUAAAGAGAUUCCCAUUGGUGCCAUUGCCUGGGUGCUACACAGAGGGAGGGGAGAGGAUGUAGCACAAGUCAGGGGAGGCAGGAAAGCUUCUCCUUGCAAGAUUUCCAAAAGGGGGAACUUUUUGAAGGAAUAGACAUUUUAAAAAUGCACCUCAGUUUUCAGCUCAUCCCUAAUAAGUAUAGUUACCUUGCAAAUGUUUAGCAUAUAAAUAUCAUGUAUAUUUCUGUUUAUAUCAGAGAUACAUAACAUUGUCCAUCCUGGAACUCUUUGCAUCUUAUUUCCUCCACCACCACCCCCCCCCCCCCUGCAUUGUAAACAUUGCCCCCUUUCAUCAGUACUUAUUAAAUUAAAAUUACAGAAUGAAUUGUCCCAGUGUCCCUUUACUGCAAC
This is a messenger RNA of Sphaerodactylus townsendi, 2648 nucleotides long. RefSeq names its product serine/threonine-protein kinase Nek11-like. Bases 270 to 1097 code for a protein of 275 amino acids. NCBI's taxonomy places the organism in Eukaryota, Metazoa, Chordata, Lepidosauria, Squamata, Sphaerodactylidae. The transcript has 6 exons. The record is from RefSeq and is a predicted model, not a curated record.